ACUACGCUGAUAGUACCAACAACUCCCGCUCCGCUGCCACUAGUCACCAUCUCGAGUCCCUGCCCGAUUUUUAUUACUACGGAGCACCAUCAUCGCCCACGCCCAAUCAUCGUUCGUCUCUAAUCCCCAGAAGCACCCACCUCCGCGCGAGAUCCCACGCACCAAAAACCGCGCGCGGAUUCUCGCCGGCCUCGAUCUCGCGCCGCGCCUGCUGCUUGGGGGGCCGUACGUCGGCUGUGGGAGGCGAUGGCCGCGGCGGCGAAGCUGACGCGGAGCUUCUCUCGGCAGCUGUCGUCGGGGGCGGCGCGGGUGUGGCGCCAGCUGUCGCUGGAGCCGCACACCCCGCGCCGGGGCGCGGCCGCGGCGACGGGGGCCGUGGCGGCGGCGGGGCCGACCAGGUUCGGCCUCGCGAGGCAGUCGUCGCUCGACCCGACGCCGGCGCCCGACGACGGGGCGGUGCUGGCCAUGCCGGAGAACCUGGACGCCACCAUGCGGCUGCUGUACGCGGCGUGCCAGGGGGACGCGGCCGGCGUGGAGGAGCUCCUCGGGGAAGGGGUGGACGUCGACAGCAUUGACUUCGACGGCCGCACGGCGCUGCACAUCGCCGCCUGCGAGGGCCGGGGGGAGGUGGUGCGCCUGCUGCUCGGCUGGAAGGCCAACAUCAACGCCCGCGACCGAUGGGGGAGCACGCCAGCAGCGGAUGCUAAACAUUACGGCCACUUUGAAGUGUACAACCUUCUCAGAGCAAGAGGAGCAAAACUUCCGAAAACCAAGAAGACUCCAAUGACUGUGUCAAAUCCUAAAGAAGUUCCAGAGUAUGAACUGAACCCUCUUGAACUCGAGUUCCGAAGAGGAGAGGAGGUUACAAAGGGUUACUAUGUAGCCAAAUGGUAUGGCUCCAAAGUUUUCGUGAAGAUACUUGACAAAGAUAGCUUCUCAGACGGAGAUAGCAUAGAUGCAUUCAAACACGAGCUUACUUUACUGGAGAAAGCGCGGCAUCCCAAUUUGGUCCAAUUUGUGGGAGCUGUUACACAAAAUGUACCACUGAUGAUUGUUUCAGAAUACCACCAAAAAGGUGAUCUAGCGAGCUAUCUUGAGACAAAAGGUCGCGUGCAAUCUUACAAAGCGAUCAGGUUUGCCCUUGACAUUGCAAGGGGACUAAAUUAUCUUCACGAGUGCAAGCCAGAGCCAAUCAUCCACGGUGAUCUGUCACCAAAAAAUAUUGUGCGGGACGAUGAAGGAAAACUUAAGGUGGCAGGCUUUGGAUCACUUGAUCUGACAAAAGUCUCCCAAGAUAAACUACAGAUGGUUCAGCCAGUGUCAAAUUUUGACAGUGUAUACAUUGCUCCUGAAAUGUACAGAAACGAAGCAUUUGACAGAAGUGUGGAUACAUUUGCGUUCGGUCUCAUUCUUUACGAGAUGAUUGAAGGAUCUCCUGCAUUUCACCCAAAGCCUCAAGAGGAAGCGGCCAAGAUGAUUUGUUCAGAGGGUUUGAGACCAUUAUUCAAGAAUAAACCCAAAUCAUAUCCUGAGGGUGUGAAAGAGCUAAUACAAGAGUGCUGGGAUCCAACACCUUCCGUCAGGCCAACGUUCUCGGAUAUAAUUGAACGCCUGAACAAGAUAUCUGCAAGUUGUUCCAAGCAAACUCGCUGGAGAGACAACUUCAAGCUACCGUGGAAACAAGCUGUGCACAAAUAGUUCUGAUCUUCCACGAGACUGUCGAUGAGAUUCCCCCCCUUUUUUUGCAUAUCUUAGUAAACACGGUGAAAAUUAUAUUGGUAUAUGGGACAGAAGUUGUUCCUUUACAAGGUUUUUGUAUGUCCAGUUAUAAUUUCUUUCUUUUUAUACCUCUGGUUAAGUGUAUUUCGAGUUAUGUUCAUCCGAAUGGGAAGAAUGUAUUAAGUUCCUGAAUGUUGCAAAUAUGCUCAUACCAUAUGCCUCCGAAAGUCAA
Molecule: messenger RNA, 1951 nt
Organism: Triticum dicoccoides
Lineage: Eukaryota; Viridiplantae; Streptophyta; Magnoliopsida; Poales; Poaceae
Product: integrin-linked protein kinase 1-like
Exons: 12
Coding region: 247-1698 (483 amino acids)
Biological process (GO): protein phosphorylation
Molecular function (GO): protein serine/threonine kinase activity; protein binding; ATP binding
Source: RefSeq, a predicted model, not a curated record